This is a messenger RNA of Caenorhabditis briggsae, 1146 nucleotides long. It is a transcript of the gene Cbr-snt-4, whose product is annotated as Protein CBR-SNT-4. Gene Ontology annotation, cellular component: axon; synapse. The transcript has 7 exons. Gene Ontology annotation, molecular function: SNARE binding; phosphatidylserine binding; calcium-dependent phospholipid binding. The coding region runs from base 1 to 1146 and encodes 381 amino acids. Gene Ontology annotation, biological process: regulation of dopamine secretion; regulation of calcium ion-dependent exocytosis; cellular response to calcium ion. NCBI's taxonomy places the organism in Eukaryota, Metazoa, Nematoda, Chromadorea, Rhabditida, Rhabditidae. The record is from RefSeq and is a predicted model, not a curated record.
AUGCCCCAUUAUCAGCCGGGGUUGGCGAAGAGCGCGGGACAUGAAUGGUUCUAUCUUGGAAUUGGUGGAGCCGUCGGUCUCGCGGCUCUUGUAGCCGUUGCCGCCCUACUCGCUGUUCGUAAACGUCGUCAAUACCCAUCACUUCUGCUUCCCCCGAAACAGGUGAUUGCUGUCCGUGGAGGAUUUCCAAAAGGUCCCGGCGGACUCAAACAAAGCCCAUCCCCUCUUCAAUCGCCUCUUUCAAAUGACUCGACUCCAUCACCAAUCGUUCCACUGCAGACUCUUUUGGAAGACAGAACCAGAAAACUGUCUCCUUCGGAACUUCCAUCAGAACGUGGAAACAUCUCGUUCACUCUCAGCUAUGAUCCUCAUACACUGACUCUUCUUGUCAGCAUCAUCAACUGUAGAAACCUUUGCGAGAUGGUGGUGUCUCGUGAUGGACAAUGUCUUCUUGACCCUUAUGUCAAACUUCAACUUCUUCCGGAGCGAGAGCAUCGUGUAAAAACUCGCAUUGUUCGCUCAACAACCAAUCCAGUCUAUGAAGAGCAGUUCGCCAUGUAUGGAGUCACUCACGAACAAGUCAACUUUGCCACGUUGCACUUCCAGGUCGUUGCCUUCGACCGUUACUCUCGUGAUACAGUCGUUGGAGAGUGUGUCUACAGACUGGCCGAUGCUGAACUUCAAGUUCACAACGAGAUGAGAGUUGAGCUCCCUCUCCUCCCACGUGCUACGGAUACUGUAGCUGCUCGUGGAGAACUUCUUCUUUCCUUAACCUAUCAGCCAGCAUUCAACAAUUUGACUGUUGUCGUGCUCAAAGCUCGUGGGCUAGGAGGAAGAAAUGAUGCCGGAACUGCGGAUCCAUUUGUAAAGUUGUACUUGCGCAAAGAAAGUGGAGAACGUAUUGCUAAGAAGAGAACGCAUGUGAGAAGAUCGACGUUGAAUCCGGUUUACAACGAGUCAUUCGUCUUUGAGCUUCCAGAAGAUCGACUGGAUCAUUCUGUCAUUGACCUACAGGUUAUUAAUCAUGACCGCGUCAACCGAAAUGACGUCAUUGGAAGAGCUCUUUUGAACAUGGAAGACUCACACGUCGUCGAAGUUCUCGAGAAUCCAGGAAGACAAGUCGCUCAGUGGCAUCAUCUUGACUAA